AAUAAGAGUUUAAAGUUAAAUAAAGAUUCGAUAAGUAUUCAGUUAUUGAAAUAAUCGUUGAAAGCCUCAAAAUCUGCAUAACCUUCCUCGCACAAAUAAAAAACGCGUCAUCUCUCAGUGUUGCACGUCAGAGGUUAUAAGCAACUUCAUAAAACAGCAGCAAUAACAAUGGGAAGUAGUGAGGGUAGUAGGUCCUUGGAGUCCUCAGUACCCAAAUUUCGAUACAAGGACAAUCAGGUACGUUACUAUGGUGGUCUGAUCAAUUGGGCAAUGUGUGUUCUGUGUGUGGCCAGCCUGUCUAUUUCGGGCUUACUAGCUUAUAGAGAGCUGUGUCUCGAACAGCGGAUCAUUUAUCUAGAGAAUUUAUGCCAAGCAAAUCAACAGCAACAAUUAUAUCAACAAAAAUUAGAGAAGCCAUCUAAGAUACUUGUCGAAGCUCUUAAACGUGAAGUGCAAUUGCAGAUAAAGGACUCACAGAAGCAGCUUUUCGAAUCCGACGGCUCGUCUGAUAUAUUUAGGCUCAAAAGGGACUUACCCGAAUGCAACUGCCCACCAGGUCCUCCAGGUCGUCCUGGACCAGCUGGAAAACGUGGCAAAAAGGGAAAAAAAGGUGAUCCCGGUGAACCAGGGGCUCCGGGUGAGCCAGGUACGGCAGGCAUGAAUGGUUUUCCGGGUCCCAUUGGUUUAGAUGGACCGAAAGGAGAUGCGGGGCGACAAGGAGAUAAAGGACAAAAAGGAGAACUCGGAAGUCCUGGAUUUGAUGUUUUUUCGGCGGUAAAGGUCAAUGCACAGGGUUUAGGGUUAAAGAGGUCGGUGACGACGCUUCGCGGCGGAACACUCGGAUAUGCGGAAAUCGUCGCCCUGAAGGAACUUCAGGCGCAGGGACAUAAUAUCAGCAAGGAACAGAUCAUAACGCUCAAAGGUGAACAAGGAGAACCAGGUCCGCCAGGACCUCCUGGUCCCGAAGGAGUCAAAGGCACACCGGGAAAUGACGGCAGCCAGGGAUUGCAAGGUGAAAUUGGACCUGCAGGUGAAAAAGGCGCAGCGGGACCUAUAGGACCCCCAGGCCCGCAAGGACCUUCUGGAACUAUUGGUUCUAAAGGUGAUAAAGGUGACAAGGGUGAGCGUGGUUUAACGACGUCUAUAAAUGGCGAGCCAUUUGCGACAGGUGUUUUCGAGGGGCCUCCUGGACCCCCAGGACCACCUGGCCCAAAAGGUGAUCAAGGAUCGCCAGGUUUACCAGGUGUGAAUGGAUUAAACGGGGAAGUGGGUAUUCAAGGUCCUCCUGGAUUACCUGGACUUUACGGACCAAAAGGAGAAAAAGGAGACUAUGGUAAUAUCGGACCUCCAGGUCUUAUGGGUCCUCCUGGUUUACCUGGUCCACCGGGAUAUCCUGGACAAAAGGGGGACAAAGGUGACAAAGGCGAAUCGAAGUACAAAAAAUUAAGGAGAAGGCAGGGUGACAGUACAUUUGAAAUUAAUACUGGUGAAAUGACGGGAUCUUAUAUAAUGGGACCUCCAGGACCUCCAGGGCCAACAGGUAUACCUGGACUCCAGGGCCCACCCGGUAUCAAAGGAGAUCGAGGGCAUGAUGGUACCAAGGGUGAUCCUGGAGAAAAAGGCGGAAAGGGUGAUCCUGGUCCGAUGGGGCUUCCCGGACCAAUGGGACUACGUGGGGAAUCAGGGAGGCCAGGAGAAGGCAAACCAGGUGCCAUGGGCCCACCGGGAUUAGACGGUAUGAAGGGAGCUCAGGGUGAACCAGGAACAAAAGGAGAACGUGGAGAAACAGGGUUGCCUGGAACUGACGGAAUUCCAGGUGCUGAGGGUACCAAAGGUGAUAAAGGAGUAAAGGGCGAUUCUGGACCACAAGGCAAGCGUGGCAAACGUGGCGCAAAAGGUGACAAGGGUGAACAAGGUGUGCCAGGAUUAGAUGCACCCUGUCCUGUAGGGUCCGACGGUCUUCCUUUAUCUGGCUGUGGCUGGAGACCAUCUCAGGAAGCGAUGAGCACAUCAUCGCCGGUAAUCGAAGGUCCAGAACCAGCAGAGACGGAUUACGAUGAACAAGAACAGGACCAAGAUCAAGAUAACGAAUAUGAAGAUGGGAUGUCUCCCGAAGAAAACGGCAAUAUGGCCGAACAAUAAUUCAAAAUAAUCGACUCAUACGAGCGCUGAUGCCUUACCUAUUUUCUACUUUCCAUUAGCUUAAUUUCAACGUUACCACUACCACUUACGUCCAUAUCAAUAUACAAUAAAAUAAAAAUAUAACAUAAAAUAACUAAUCCAGAUCUAACAAUUGGGACUUGUUAUUCUUGUCGAAGAACAAUAUUUUACGUAAAUGGCUUGAAGAAGAAGAAUGAAGAUUAAUUCGAAAACAGUCCAUUUACAUA
Molecule: messenger RNA, 2387 nt
Organism: Ceratosolen solmsi marchali
Lineage: Eukaryota; Metazoa; Arthropoda; Insecta; Hymenoptera; Agaonidae
Product: collagen alpha chain CG42342
Exons: 24
Coding region: 169-2142 (657 amino acids)
Source: RefSeq, a predicted model, not a curated record